AAGCAUAUUCAUUUGCCUGGCCUGCCCUGUGGAGUUCUGUCAACAGAGGUAAAGAGCUCACCCACUAAACUUAAGUGGCAGCCUUUCUGUUCCAGAGUGGAGCUAGGCCAGUAAGUGUAAACUUGGAAGUGGAGAAGAAAAUGAAUCAUUCUGCCAAGAAGCCAGUAGUUUGGAAGCUAAGAGCAGGUGAUUGAACCAGUUAGCUGCAGCCUACAGGUUUUGAAAACCACUCUCUAGACGGCCAGCAAGACAGCUGGGUGUGCACCAGCAUUGAACCUGCCAGCAGACUCUCCCUGCCCCCAAGGACUCCAGCCCUGCCAUGGCAGAUUUCCAGCACAACAGCUGCACUAACUUCUUGUGCACCCAAAAGGGAAUACUUCUGUUUGCUGAGAUUAUAUUGUGCCUUGUGAUUCUGACCCUCUACAGUGCCUCACCAUCAGGCUAUAUCUCUCUGUCGCUGAUUGAAUUGAUCCUAGCUAUCAUCUUCUUUAUCAUCUACACAUGUGACCUGCACACCAAGAUACAAUUCAUUCACUGGCCUUGGACUGAUUUCCUCCGAUCCCUCAUAGCGGCCAUCAUCUACCUGAUCACCUCCAUUAUCUUACUUGUUGAGAGAGGAUAUCGCUCCAGAAUCGUUGCAGGGAUACUCGGCCUAAUCGCCACGGCCCUUUUUGGCUAUGAUGCCUCUAUUACUUGCCCGAUGCGACAAUAAAGACACACUGCAACAC
Molecule: messenger RNA, 728 nt
Organism: Capra hircus (goat)
Lineage: Eukaryota; Metazoa; Chordata; Mammalia; Artiodactyla; Bovidae
Product: proteolipid protein 2-like
Exons: 2
Coding region: 320-712 (130 amino acids)
Cellular component (GO): membrane
Source: RefSeq, a predicted model, not a curated record